AAUUGCAGCAAUCUUAGACCUGGAAGGAGCUUGGGGCAGCACGGAGAGCCCGGCUGGGCUCCAGCGCCGAGGGGAAGAGAUUGGCCAAGCUCCCUGCACAUCUACUGGCAGAGUUGGGAGGCUCCGGACGACCCCACAGGGACCUGGCCCUGGGACACUGAUGCAGGGAGAUCUGUUAGCCCAAAGCUUUCCAGCGCUGUGUUGGUGUGCACCUGGGAGAGUCCACUGAGCCUCUACCCUCUGUGGAGAGGGCCAAAAGUCCCCAGGCCUUUGGAUAAAUGCCCCUACAAUCUCAGGCUGAGAAAUUGGGAGAAGAAACUUGAACCAGCUAAUUAACUUUCAAGCUGCCUUUCUGUAACAAGAUCCCUCCUUCUCCAGAACUUUCAGAGCUGAAGAAUCAAAUGUAGCAAAAGGAGAAUAACCCUGAUAUGUUCUGAGGACAGAAUCCUUCUUUCCUUAGCUCAAAACGUCUAGCAGAAGCCCAGGUGAUGCUCUCCUCCCACUCACCUUUUCUAGUUUCUCCUUCCUUAAAGAUCCAUCUUCAGCCAGUGUUGGACAUGAGCUAACAGUCCUGCUAGACUAUUCUUUGUCAUUUCAACCUGAAAAUCUACCUUGGAAAGAGGUCUUGACCUUGACUGUGUUAGCCCAAACUUAUAGAGAUUACGAGCUAUUUGUAGUCUUAUCCAAGCCAUAUCAACCAGUAUACCCACCUAGACCUACCUUGGGUCUAGAGCUGCCUCCUUUGGAUGAGAAUUCUCCCCUCCCAAUCUCCCACCACAUGACUCCUUCCCUCUUUGAGCUCCACAACUAGACCCCAAGAGGUGAGUCCGGAAUGAACCUGCUAUGGCCAAACUCUGGGUCAAGUUCCAGCGGUAUUUUCGCAGGAAACCAGUCCGUUUCUUUACCUUGGUGGCUCUCUACCUGACGGCUGGGAGCCUGGUUUUCCUGCAUGCAGGCUUUAUGGGCCAGCCCGCUGUGGCUGAGAAUGAGCCCAACCCAGCCGCCAGUGCCCCUGAGGGAGCUGAACUGCCAUACCAGGACCUCCUGCACCUGGAGAGAGGCUUCCGGGAGACCCCUGAGUCUCCAAAUGCUGUCCGCAGAUAUGGCCCUUGGCUCAAGAGCACCUCAUCGAAAGAUUCACCAGAGCGGGGCAGGCUGGGAGACUAUGGUGGGACUUGGAGCCGGGCCCUCAAAGGGAGAGUCCUCAGGGAGAAAGAGGAAGAAAGAGCAAAAUACGUCGGCUGCUACUUGGACAACCCCAGCAGACGGGCCCUCCGAGGAUUAUCCUUCUUUGACUACAAGAAGAUGACAGUCUUCCGCUGCCAGGACAGCUGUGCUGAGCGGGGUUACCUGUAUGCCGGGCUAGAGUUUGGUGCCGAGUGCUUCUGUGGCCACAAGAUCCAGGGGGAAAAUGCAAGCCAGGCUGAAUGCAACAUGGAGUGCAAGGGCGAGAGGAGCAACAUAUGUGGUGGUGUCAACAGACUCUCCAUCUAUCGGCUUGAGCUGGCCCAGGAAUCCGCCCGGCGAUAUGGCAGUGCCAUAUUCCGAGGCUGCUUCCACAAGCCCGACAACCUCUCCUUGGCUUUACCCGUGACAGCCAUGAUGUUGAACAUGUCGGUGGACAAAUGUGUCGACCUCUGCACAGAGAAAGAGUACCCCCUGGCAGCCCUGGGGGGGAAGGCCUGCCACUGUGGUUUCCCCAAUACUCGCUUCCGCCUUCACGAUCAGGAAGAUGAGCAGCUCUGUGCCCAGAAAUGCGGUGGCGAAGAGUACGAGAGCUGUGGGACGAUCAAUUAUUUCAUUGUGUACCAGACACAAGUGCAAGGGUUUAGGGGUGAGAGGGACCACUGGAGGAGUGGUAGGACCAUUUGCAUCAAGACCCACGAGAGUGGCCAGAAGGAGAUUGAAGCCUUUGACGCCGCCAUCUUGCUCAUCCGAAACCCCUACAAGGCCCUCAUGGCAGAGUUCAACCGCAAAUAUGGUGGCCAUAUUGGCUUCGCCUCACAGGCCCACUGGAAAGGCAAAGAGUGGCCAGAGUUUGUGAAGAAUUAUGCACCAUGGUGGGCCACGCACACAUUGGACUGGCUAAAGUAUGGCAAGAAGGUGUUGGUGGUGCAUUUUGAAGACCUCAAGCAGGACCUGUUCACCCAGCUGGAGAGGAUGGUCAGCCUCUUAGAUGUGGAUGUCUUGGAGGACAGGCUCCUGUGCGUGGAGGGUCAGAAGGAUGGAAACUUUAAGCGCUCAGGGCUGAGAAAGCUAGAGUAUGACCCUUACACCCCUGAGAUGCAGAACACCAUCAACUCCUAUAUCAAGAUGGUGGACAGGGCCCUCAAACUGAGGAAUCUCACGGGAGUCCCAGAUGACUACUACCCAAGAUGAUGAGGAGGUCUGUGGGGAGACCAGGAUAGCAAGGAUGGGGAGGGAGGAGGCCCAGGGAUCCCAGCAGAGUUGGCCAGCUCCAUACUCUGAGAGCUAGCCAGACGGUUGGGCUAAAUUUUGGGCUUGGCUUUUGGAUGACCCAUUUUGCUGCUAUGCCCAUUCAGGAGUUUCCUGCAUGAAAACUAACUCAUUCCUAAGGUGAACAUUACACACACACACACACACACACACAC
Vombatus ursinus (common wombat) is the source of this 2612-nucleotide messenger RNA. RefSeq names its product WSC domain containing 2 (gene WSCD2). The record is from RefSeq and is a predicted model, not a curated record. The transcript is spliced from 8 exons. NCBI's taxonomy places the organism in Eukaryota, Metazoa, Chordata, Mammalia, Diprotodontia, Vombatidae. Bases 844 to 2379 code for a protein of 511 amino acids.